AAUCAGAAAACCAUCAUCUUCAUCACCGUCACAGCUUGAAGGGAAAAGGGUGCUGUACAACGGCGACAUCUCAUCUGCCGGCAACAAAAGUUUCAAUCUUCGGUUAUCUAUCUGGGGGUUUGGAAAAGAGGUUGCAAUUUUGAUUGGUAUAUUGUGGAAUUCUGCUGCAAUUAGGGUUUGUGAUUGACAGAGGGACACAUAAGGAUUGAAGAUAGGGUGUUUUUUGAAGGAUAAUGUGUAUACUGUGUGUGAUUCAGAAGUGGUCAAGAAAGGUUGCUACCAUGCUACCAUGGUUAGUAAUUCCACUGAUUGGACUGUGGUUGUUAUCGCAAUUCUUGCCACCUGCAUUUCGUUUUGAAAUCACCUCGCCGAGGCUGGCUUGCGUUUUAGUGCUUUUAGUUACCCUCUUCUGGUAUGAAAUUUUGAUGCCGCAGCUGUCGUCUUGGCGGGCUCGUAGGAAUGCUAGACUUAGGGAGAGAAAGAGGUUUGAAGCUAUUGAAAUGCAAAAGCUUAGAAAGACUGCGACUAGACGGUGCAGGAACUGUUUGACUCCAUAUCGAGAUCAGAACCCUUCUGGGGGUAGGUUUAUGUGUUCGUACUGUGGACAUAUUUCUAAGAGGCCGGUAUUGGACUUGUCUGUACCUCCUGGCUUGGGGCGGCUUUCAAAUUCUGGGAUUUUAAAAGAUUUGGUUGGGAAAGGUGGGAAGAUGUUAAACGGGAAGGUGUGGUCUGAUAAUAAUUGGAUAUGCGGUCAGGAUUGGCUGGAGAAUGGUGGUAACUGGGUUAAUGGGUCUCUUUCUGGGAAGUCUAGCUACUGGAAGAAGAACAGUGGUGCCUUCUUUAGUGGUGGCACUGACCACUUCUUUUCUGAAAAAUCAUACUCCUUUCUUCUUGUUUUUAUCUGCAAGAGUUUAGCUGCUAUUUUCUUUGGCAUUAUGUGGCUUUGGGGAAAACUCUUUAGAGUUGUCUUGGCUGAAGAUGAUACUUCAGCAGACGAUAUUAGAGGUCUGGGUAAGAAGGGUGAGAAUGGGGUAAAUUGUAAUGAGAGCAGAAGUGAGAAAGCUCGCAGGAAAGCAGAAGAGAAGAGACAUGCUAGAUUAGAGAGGGAGCAGUUGGAGGAAGAGGAAAGGAAACAAAGGGAAGAGGUUGCUAGGCUAGUGGAAGAACGUAGGAAGCUGAGAGAUGAAAAAGUAGUGACUGAGAAGGACCAAGGUAAGGCGUCUCCGCAGGACAUCGAUGAAAAACGGGAGGCCCAAAGGAAGCGCCAAGAAAGAAAGAAGGAAAAAGACAGGGGGUCUAGUAAAAGCAACUCUGAUGUAGAUGAAAUUGAAAAAAGAGCAGGUAAGGAAACUGAAAAGAACAGGAAGGGUGAGACUGAUCGUCAUGAACAUCACAGAUCUGGGACUGAAAGUUUGAGGUCCAACAAAACUGACACAGGCCAUGGUUCAAAAGUAGUCGCAGCAAAUAAUCUUUACAAGGGAAGUGUUGGUGCAAAAUACCUGGAUCGAAUGAGGGGUAACUUUUUUCCAUCUUCUCGAACGCUUUCCGCUGGUGGUUUCUUUGGGAAAGGCACAAAUGCAAAUGCUAGCAACAUACGAGAAAACAAAUCUAGUGCUUCUUUGGAUCAUGUCCAGGUUACUGCCAACAAGAGAGAUCUUUUUCAGCCUGAGCGUGCAUAUGGGAAAUCAAAUGCAUAUGCAGAUGAUCAAAACCACAGUCGUCCUGCAAUUUUUGAGUCCCAACCUUUUCCAGCCCCCAAAAGGUCAUGGCAACAAUUAUUUACUCGGUCUUCAACUACUACUUUGCCCACUAGCACAAAUGUCAUAAGCAGACCAAAUGGAAAAUUACAAACAGAAGCUCAAAGUUCUAUAGCAUCUAGUUACCCAGCGACUGAAGGACUUGAUAGUCCCAUUACAUCUGGAUUGCCUUAUCCUCCACCAAAAUUUUCUUAUGGGAACUGUACUAGUAGUACAGGUCUUCGGUUGCCAUCUAAUCCCAUGCUCCCUCGAGUUGGAGAAGUUCCCACUGAGCUUCUACCCGAAGAAUCAGACAAUUUUGAAGACCCGUGUUAUGUUCCUGAUCCUGCAUCCUUGAUCGGGCCUGUCUCAGAGUCGCUUGAGAAUUUUCAGCUAGACCUUGGCUUUGUACCUGAUUUAGGGUUUGAAAAGCCAUGUCCUAUAAAGCAUAUGCCUGGCUUGUCUGAAGUCAAUAGACCAUCACCAAUUGAGGCUCCUAUGUCACGGCUGUGGUUUUCUGAUGAGAUGCGUGCCAAUUCUUUUCUUUUUCCAAGCACUCAAAAGAUUCAGGAUAAGACAAUUUUUCCACUGGAGGACCAUGAUACUGCAAAUGAGAAGGGAUGGCAGAUGUGGAAUAGUUCUCCUCUUUGUCAGGAUACGCUUGGCUUAGUUGGUGGGCCUUCAACUUGGUAUUUACCUCCAGAGCUGAGUGGAUUAAAUAAUGAAGGAGUAGUUCAAUUGCAACCUCAAAAAACUAUGGCUUCAAUGUUAAGAAAAGAGGACCAUGUCCCAUCCAACACAAACUCUCAACAGGAACUUCGCCAAAAUGUGGGAACAAGUAAUGCUUUUAUGCAUGCUACUAGUGAUGAUCCAUGGGCAUUAAGAACUUCGUAUGGGUCUAUGUCAAGCAACAACCAUUUAUCAUUAAACCUGCAGGAGGGAACUACUCAUAAUGAAAUGGUUUAUGGGGUUCCCAAUGGAUCUGCAGCUAACCAUCAGUUUCAGCUGUCUCAUGGAAGUGUCUGGGCCAAAAAAGAGAAGGGUGGUCCAGUUUCUGUUGAAGGCAUAGGAACCACAUCGACCAUGAUUACUCCUGUUGGUGGGCUAUACUCCAACCCAGAUGGCAUUUUUACUUUGGCUCUAAUAGCAAUCAAUACAAAUGCAUGCAUGCACAGGUACUGCCAUCUGACCUUUUUUAUUCAGGGUUCAUGGAAACAGUCACAAUACCAUUUGGAAUUUUGGAAUAGAAGCAAGGUCUGUGUACAUCCUACACCUCAACCUACCUCUAUGUGAGGUAGGACAUACUAUGUUUGGUUUUCUUUUCCCUAUUUGGGUUCUUGUUAUGUUUUUAGCUCCCGCCAAUGGAAAAGCUCCGCCUUUUAGGUUGGUUGGGCUAGUCUCCAGUCACGUCUUUAGAAAUUGAGCUAGUAUCCUUUGGUCAUGUUUUGAAUAAGGUUUAGUUAUGUUGGAGUUACUCGUGAUUGCUUCUCAUGUGCGUCUAGCAUGCUCACGGACGAGAGUGAGAUAGGUGGGUGAAAGAAUUGUGGAAGGUUCCAAGGUUUUAAUUUGAUGUGGUUUAAUAAUUUACCAAUCUUGUCCCAUUUCUCUGAAUUUGAUGGGACAUUUUUGUCUCAUCCCGUCUCUUGUCCUGGUCUAACGUCAUGUGAAACGUGGGAUACAAGUUUUUUCUCCGGUAAUGUCAUGUCUUGUUCUGCCUACCAAAUACACCCUAAAUGAUUGUACAACAUUACAGGAGAAACCAUACACUUGGAUCUUAGUGUAACCGAUGUUUUCCUCUUAUAUGAUGGUAUAGGUGCAACCUGAUUGGUACAUACCAAUAGUCAAAUUGUCUUGUGGCAGUAACUAUGAUUUACUGACCCCCUGAAUAAUCGACUCGUUUACCAAGCAGAGUCUUGCGAACUCUUCCUUCUUUGGGUUCAAUUACAUUUGAAAGCGACUUGUAAACUCUAUUAUGAUCAUCCCUCAUUGGUUGUUCGCAUAUUCCAAUUAAGCAAAUUGCAUGAAAGUGUUUCAUCUUAGACAUUUAGAUA
Messenger RNA from Cynara cardunculus var. scolymus (artichoke), 3787 nucleotides. RefSeq lists its product as uncharacterized. NCBI's taxonomy places the organism in Eukaryota, Viridiplantae, Streptophyta, Magnoliopsida, Asterales, Asteraceae. The record is from RefSeq and is a predicted model, not a curated record. The transcript is spliced from 5 exons. The coding region runs from base 234 to 3029 and encodes 931 amino acids.